ACAAAGAAGACACAGGGCGCAAGAAGCAAUAACAAACAAACCUAGCAGCAGGAAGCUAACGCAACUCUGGGAAACCGAGCACAAAGGCAAAGAUUGUCGAGAAAGUAGCUAGACGUCGUAAAGAAAAACAAACUCAAUCGUUUUAACACGACGACAUGUGAGAAACUCAACUGAGACGCCUGGAAUAACUUGACGUUGGAUUACAACCGUCACGGUGCCGAUACUAGCAGGAUACUAAGUUUAGUUCAACUGUAAGCGACCAAGGAUGUCUCACCUUGGUGUGUGGUGCACGGGAGCUCGAUUGAGUGUCCUUGUAGUGGUUCUUUGCAGCGUUCUGGUUCCCUCCCCCACACAUGCCUAUAUCUAUGCUCACUAUAGCAAUAUGACCUCGAUGUUGUUUGAGGACCUGCCUGCCUUGUUUGGCGCCCCUCUUCCUAAAGAUGGACUAAUGGGAGUUUUGGCGGUGUCCCGUCCGCUUAAUGGCUGUACACCAAUAGCCCCUCCUCUUCCACUGCCCUCAUCUUAUGAUGCCAACACCACCAAAUUCAUUGUCCUCAUCAGACGCUACGACUGCAAUUUUGAUAUAAAGGUCUUGCACGCACAGCAAGCCGGAUACAGUGCUGCAAUCAUUCACAACAUGUACUCAGACACUCUGCUCAAUAUGAACUACAGCAACGAAACGAUUGCAGAAGAAAUUGAGAUCCCUUCUGUAUUCACCAGCUACUAUGCUUCCCAAAUUCUCAAGAAUUUCAUAAUUCCAGAACAAGGGGCCUACGUGAUCCUCAAGCCGGAGUUUGCUUUUCCACUCUCAUACUACCUUAUCCCCUUCACUGGAGUAGUUGGCAUGAUCAUUCUUGUGAUGGGUGUCGUCUUGAUCAUACGAUGUGUACAGUACAGGAAAAGGCUGAGGAAAAAUCGCUUGUCCAAGGAACAGCUGAAGCGGAUUCCAACCCACAGGUUCACCAAAGGGGACGACUAUGAUGUGUGUGCAAUAUGUCUGGAUGACUAUGAAGAAGGAGACAAGCUGCGAGUUUUACCUUGUUCUCAUGCCUACCAUUGCAAGUGUGUGGACCCGUGGCUCACACAGACCAAGAAGACCUGCCCUGUGUGCAAACAACGCGUCACUCGCAACAACCAAGAGCACUCAGAGUCUGAUUCUGAGGAGGAAACUGGAGGACGUGGAGAAGAAGAGGGAACGGAGGGUGAAGCAGACUCGGAGCGCACUCCCCUGCUGCGACCCUCCAACCCGGGGUCCCCCUCAGGGAGCCCAGGGGCCUACUCAGCUACCACCACCACCACUACUGCCCAGUGCCUCGCCUCCCCUGCACACUGCGACUCACCCAUCCUGGGUUAUGAAGGCUACCACUCCCCCCUGGAGGACACGGACUCAGAAAGCGAUGACGCAGGAGAGGACAGGCACCACACUGAUGACGACACUGCUCAGCUUAUUGGUAGGGACAGAGUGGAGGUCUGAUGGCUGGAACAUAGCUGCGAUGAGAUCACUUAGUUUUACCUAAGAGCAGUCUUUGUGUCAUCAGUCUUGCCAUCAAACUGUAUUUUGAAAUAGUUCUCAGAUUUGUUGAAAGCUAGACAUUUAUGAUAACAGAAUCUUUUACCCAGUAACCAGAGGAGGUCUACUUGUUAGUGUCAAAGCACAUGCAGCAAAAAAAUCCAACAUUGAGCAUCAACCACCUCUUUACGCUCCGGUACUCCCUUAAUUGUCUGUAGACCUCCUUUUUUAAUGCAUGUUGUAUUUCUUAACUUGACCACGCCACGUGACCUAACCACUAGUGCUGCACAAAAAGAAAGGGCCACUUGAAUCUAAUGUGCUGUAUAAGUAAGAGUGCGACUCAGCUAGAUGAAGCCUGUGUUGCUAAACAGUACAAAUUCUCUGCUCACAUUUAAUUGGAUCCUCUAGGUUUCCUGUGUAAGGUUUCAGUGAGGUUAGUGCAGUGUGAAGACGCUCUGUCGUCUUAAUCAUAAUCGUUUUAUAUCUGACAGCCCUUUUUACCAGCCUCACAUCGUUUCCUAACAAGGGUUUGCACAGGGAAAAGAAAUGUCUUUAUUUGAUCUUUUAAUCCCCUUGGCUCUCCUUUUGCAUUUUAAAAACACAUAUAUUUCAGUUCUUUGAAAUUUUUAGAUUUUUUCAAUAUCCACACUAAAUUACGCUAUUAUAGAAUAUUGCAAAGAUGUUAUACAUUUCUGCUGUUUUGACAUUGUUAUUGAUAAUACUUUGUGGUCAGUUUAAGGAAAAUAUUUUUAGCUUUAUCCAGUUUGUCACGUUGAACAAACUCAGGUUUUUAGCAACAAUAUUAAAGGUCAGUGGGUAUUUUAAAUGUUUAACACAGUGAGAACUAACAGGGUUUGGUCUUACGAGUUGUUUUAGCUUUUUUUUUCUUUGAAUUAGUGAAAAAUAGAUUCAUGAAUAUUUAAAGGUUUACUAUUCAGGAUUGCCUGAAUUCACUCACGUAUGGCGUUUGGCCUCGCUAUAUUUCUGUUUUGUGGCGCUGUGGCCUGGUUGCCUGCUACUUACGGUCUAGCACCUGGGGCCAGAUGCAUAAAACUCUGUGUAGAUUCACGACUGAAACUAGAAGGUUGAAACUUCCAUACACAAUUUUUUUGUCAGAUUUAUAAAGCCAUGCGUACGACUGAUUUUGUUUUAUGGACCUCGAUCAUUGCAGUGCUGGGUGCACGUGCACAAGCUUUGUUUCCAAAACCACAGUUUGUCAUAAAUGGAUGUAGAAAAGACCUGACAUUAAUUUGCAUAUGAUACUUGUGCCCCUCCUUAUCUGCCAAUAAGAAAUAUAGUAAAGAAAGUGCAUUGUCACUGACUGUGUUGCAUCAGCGAGGGUGCCAGCGUAGCCGUCAUUACACACAGCAUCCGUACCACUAAUUCAUCACAUUUCUGCACACCAUCAUCGCGUAAAAUCUCAAUCAUUAUUAUUGUUAAACUUCAUAAGGAUUCAUUCUUAGCACUCAUUUUGAAACUGACUUUACAAAGUGCUUCACAGGACAAUGAUAAACAUUUAUUAACAGGAAGAUGAAUGUAAAUAAAAAUAAUGAGAUUUAUCACUGAAGUUAUUUUUAAUUAGCUUUAUAAAUGCACCUUUUCAUUGAUAUUUUGCAGAGUGCUGUGUAGCCUUAAAAAAUGCAGUCAGUGACAUGAGCAAACAACCUCAAAACAGUAUUAUCCAUCUCUCAACUUAUAAAUAAUCAUCUUCUUAUCACAUCACCUGCAGCUAUCUAAGCUAAAAACACGUGUACUGACGGUCUAAAGAAUGUGUGAGGUGCACAUUCUCACUGUGCAUCCUUCCUUUAUAAAUACAUAUACAAAGACGUACACAUCGUAUAUGCAUCUAGCCCCUAGUCGGAUACACGCCCAAAAAUGUCCUGAACACAGGAAAUAAAAAAAUUCAGGCAUGGGGCAGAAUCUGUACCGAAAAAAUACACGGCCACGCACUUCCAGCGGGUCAAGUGAUGAUUGAGACAGAUUACUACUGUAUGAGUCUAUACAUUGUUUUCUAGGACAAUCCUGCAUAGUUUACCUUCAGUGGAUCUUUUUCCAUUUUUAUACAUGACAGAAUGAUAACAUGUUGAGGUGGGGACCCUGGGGGUGUUUUUAGGAUAGAAAAGAGCAUUGCCUUACAUUGGCCUUGAUGUACAUGUGUAUGUUAAAUGUUUGGAAAUAGAAGGGACAGCAUUCACACUCCUUUGUUUUCCUCUUGUCUAGCUGUAUAUGAAUACCGCUGGUUUGAAAGCUUUGAUUUCGUCCCCUCGUCUGUAAAUGUGCUUCAUGUUAGUUUUUAUAGUGACGAACAAGAAAUAGACAGCCUGUGUCUCCACGUGUUUAUAGUAACGACACAGAUAGCCAUCUUACACAUGCUUGAUUUGCACCUAAACAUUUUGGACAGGCUCGGCGGCUGUCAAACAAGAUAUGGAUUGUUUCUCGACUUUAUAUAAUGACCACCACGCUGUUGAGUUAUUUGAGGAGCAGCACAAAUAGAAACUUAAAAAAGUUGUUUCAGCCAAACUGUUUCACUGCUCCAACUGUUUUUAUCUUGAUCUAAGAUCGUAAAUUCAUAACUGGAAUUUUUGUUUCUAGAUUUUUUCUUUUGUUAGUUUUUAAUGUAUAAUAAAUAACCUGACAGGGGGUGGAUAUUUUUAAGCACUGUACAGAUCUAACCACACUCUCUAUUCGCCUAGAUGGGAUUAUACAAAUGUGAUCAGUGUUUCCUCUGUGUUAAUUUUCAGUCAAAAAAAAUAUGAAAUCAGAAUUGUAAUUCAGGCUUACUGUCAUCUGUGAUAAAAAAUAGUGCUGAAAAUGGUCUUCAAACUGUUUAAAUAUUUAAAAUAACAUGACUUGAUCUUUACCACAUUAGAUAGGGGACCAAAUGUAACCCCCCCAACACCACAACUGUAAAUGAUAACAGAGGAAACACUGUACACGAUGCAUAUAUAUGUUAUGUGUCUGAGGAAUUGUCAGUACGUUGCAUUCAGUGUGAAAGAGGCAAAUCAGUAGGACUCUGAAAUCAUAACAUUCCAUCUUUUUAUCCUACUGAUGAUUGAUUAAAAGACUCAACACUAUCAACGUUUGAUCGGGACUUGUUGGCAAUAGUCUGUAUUGUAAAAUAGAACUGCUUUUUUCCUAUUUGCAGUAUGCUUCAAAUGACUUUGUACUGUACUUUUCUUUUUUUCCCUCUAUAUGUCUCAAUUUUAGAGACUGUCGACUGAAACAAAUGGACAAAUGUAAUCCCCCAAAUUUUUAUUUUUUCUUCUUCUUUUAGAAUGUGCCUAGUUUAAUCACACUUAAAUAAUAAAUGUACAGUGUCAAGUAUGAUUUCCAUGUAUAAAGCAGGUUUGAGAAUUGUUAGGAUUUCUGAACACAGUCUGUGGAAAGCUGCAUUUAUUGUGUGAUUUGUGGAAGAUUAAAUGAUAUUGAAACGGGACUUUGGAGCCACUUUUUGUUGUUGAAAUCAGAAAAGAGAAAUACAGGAACACUUUUCCUUACAAUGGCCUGUUGUCCAACGUGAUAAUGUGUGUUUAUAAUAAAGCCAUUAUAGAGCAAAUUGUUA
Molecule: messenger RNA, 5072 nt
Organism: Epinephelus lanceolatus (giant grouper)
Lineage: Eukaryota; Metazoa; Chordata; Actinopteri; Perciformes; Serranidae
Gene: rnf167
Product: ring finger protein 167
Source: RefSeq, a predicted model, not a curated record